Messenger RNA from Stylonychia lemnae, 1680 nucleotides. The record is from the annotation of a GenBank genome assembly. Lineage: Eukaryota; Ciliophora; Spirotrichea; Sporadotrichida; Oxytrichidae.
AUGAUAUCAACAGCAACCAAAUAAUUUACUUCAAAACUUAAGGAGCUUCCAUGCUAAGAGUUCCUUGUCCAUCUAAAAGAUGCUGUCAAAACAAACUUUAAGAAUAAUCCCUCUAUUUAGUAUUUAAAAACAUCAGAAAAUAUUAAGAAAUCUGAUCAAGGAAUUGAUUAUGAUCUAAAGGUCAUCGAGACUCUCAAUAACAAACCUGACGGAACGAAAGAAGAUUUCCUCUCCUAAAAUGAAGAUGAAAGUAAGGCUAAGAAACUCGAAAGAAAAAAUCCUUUUCUACCACCUUUCGAGGAUGGAUAAUUUAUUGAGGAAAUUUCAGAUACUCACUCUCUGAUUUACAAUAAAUAUAGUGUGUGUGAGGAACAUGUGAUCAUAGUUACCUAGGAAUUUGAACCAUAAACAAGUCCUCUAACAGUUGACGAUUUCAAGGCUGCUCUUCUUACAUGCAAGGCUUUGAAUGCCUUUGCUUUUUUCAACUGUGGUUUUAAUUCUGGUGCUAGCAUCCCACAUAAACAUAUCUAAGUUAUACCCUAUGCGUCUCUAAAUUCCUAAUCAUUACCUAUUGAGUAAGCAGCUGUAAAGUAUUUAGAAGAGAACAAAAUUGAAGGCAAUCUAUUCAAUUUACCUUAAUUUACAAAUUUCUAGCAUACAUUUGCUAAAGUAGAAUCAGAAGUUUUUGACUCUGCUUAUGAAAGUUACGAUGCAUUUGAAGAAUAGGCUAUUAAAUUAGAAAAUUAAUAUUGGGAGUGUAUUGAGUAGUUAGGAAUUCAGGCUAAUGGAGAAGAAAUUAGCUACAAUUUUUUAAUGAUGAAAAAUAUAAUGCUAAUUGCACCAAGAUCAAAAGAAGGAUAUAGAGAUGAGGAAACUGGGAUAACAGUGAAUGUAAAUUCACUUGGAUUUGCUGGCACUUUCGCAGUAAAAAAUCAAAACACCAUUAUUUCACUACUGCUUGUUGGUAUUCUAGCUUCUUAAUUAAAUUGCCAAAAGAUUCUGAAAGUCACUAGAGAAAUUCAAAAGACUGGGUUGCACAGAGAGAUGCAAACUAAUACAACCAUUUUGAUUGAGAAGCCAAGUGAACUCAGAUGCCAUUUGAUUUUCAGAGAAAAUAUUACAAAGGAUCUCUACAUAUAUAUGGAGGAAGCUAUGGAAUUGAAGAAAUUCGAAUUUUAUCCUCGUAAAUUUAUUGAUAUUGAAAAGCCUUCAAGUGCUUCAAAGCAUAGAGAAUUUUUGUGGAAAGUUCCUCUUCAUAUGGAAAAGAAGCUUUAUUCGAACUGGAUUCAUAAUCAUGAAGUAAGAACUGAUUUAGGCGACAGAUAUAUUUUGCAUAUUUAAGCUCACAUUCCAUUCCAUUUCAGAUAUCAGCCAGCAAGAUACAAUCAAUCAUAUACAAAUGUCUCAUUUCCAAAUCCAGAUGUCUUCAUUGAUUGUGAUCAAAAGAAUAUUAAAAAGUUUUCAAGAUCAACAAAAGGCUCUUCAAAAUUAAACAUGGUACUUGAUGAAAACAAUUCUCCAGACUUCAUUCCAGCCGAUAUGAUUCCAAAUGGUAAAAAAGAGGAAUUACAAGAAAUUACUAUCUGCACUUUGGGUGCUACUUUUAUUGGAUUCUUCAUCAUUAUGUAUUCAAUGACUCAAAAAAGAUUCAUCUAAAAUAAUGAUAUAAAAACUGAUUGA